AGGAGACCCAGUCCUUAAAGCGUUCAAAGUGGCCAAGUUAUUUGUUACUCAUAUGCAUGGUUUGUUUCAUCGGAUUCAUGGAAUUCUUGUCUUUACUCCGGUGCCCUUCUAGCCGACCAUACAAUGGGAAUAAUCACUUUCCUUAGACAUGUCCUCCACCCGCCACUGAUAGCUCCCGCUGGCGACCCCCCUUCCCCAGACGGUCCUCCGCAGAUCGAGCUUUACGGUCCAGCUGGCCUCCGUACAUUUGUUCGCUCAAUCUUUACUAUGACCCUCACCCACACAGGAGAGCGCUACGUAGUCCAUGAACUACUGACAUCAUCCGACACACCCACCUCAUGCGACCCUGUCGUGCUUCAUCCGAGCGAGUGCCCUGGUCAGAAUUUUCUUUGUGAUGACGAUGGGUUUUGGAAAGGUGUCACAAGUGGUACAGGUUAUUACGGUGAAGUUGUAGUUGAUGCAGGACCGAUACUACAUCGGGACCCUUGCAUAGGUUAUGUCUUCCAUGAGCCCAACCCUCCAUGUCGCAAACUUGUCAUUCUGGGUGAUACAUAUGAUGCAUCGCCAAUCAUCCCGCUCAUACAGCCUUCUGCAACUAUGCCUGUAUCACUCCUCAUUCAUGAAGCGACAGAUGCGUACAUCUCUCGCCAAAUUGACCCAUCAGCACGACGAACCAAAGACGAAGUGGAUAAUAAGGUUGCGGCAAGGGGUCACUCCACUCCGGUAAUGGCAGGCACAUUUGCGAAACAGAUUGGAGCUCAAAAAGUUGUUCUGAAUCAUAUUGGCAGUCGAUUUCCAGCUCCUAAACAACUCAAAAAUCCUCACGACUCCCGUUUCGCCGUCAUCGCCGAAAUUGAACGACAAGCGAGCGAAGCGUGGGGAGGUGGCAAAGUCGUCGUCGCAUACGACUUUAUGCGUAUAUCCAUUGCUGCUGAUCUGAUUGAGGAAGAAUUUUCAGAUGUGGCAAUGGAGCUGGAGGAUGAGGUAGUAUUACUAGAAGGAGUGAUUGAGGUGGGUGAGAGGACGAGAGGACGAGGGCGUGGGAGAGGAAGGGGAAGAGGGACACCGAGAGGAAUGAGCCGUGGAAGAUGGAGAGGUCAAUGGAGAGGACGGGCCAGAGGUGGCGGCGAUGGGGAUAGAGGUGGUUUCGGAAGAGAUGGCAGUGAUAGUGGUCUCGGCAGAGGCACAAAACGCAGGUUUGGAGAAUAGGCUUUCCACUUUGUUGUAAUUCUGUCAAAAGGGGGAAAGUCUUGCGGACUUCACUAUCAGACGUGGAACUAAGUUU
Messenger RNA from Suillus bovinus, 1285 nucleotides. RefSeq lists its product as uncharacterized. The transcript has 4 exons. Gene Ontology annotation, cellular component: nucleus. NCBI's taxonomy places the organism in Eukaryota, Fungi, Basidiomycota, Agaricomycetes, Boletales, Suillaceae. Bases 124 to 1209 code for a protein of 361 amino acids. Gene Ontology annotation, molecular function: 3'-tRNA processing endoribonuclease activity. The record is from RefSeq and is a predicted model, not a curated record.